AUGAAUGAGCUUGAGGACCUCUCCGAGUUGGAGUCUGAGGAUGAUGAGCUCGAUGGCCUCGCCGAUCCUCGCAUCACCGAGAUUGACUCCGAAGAGGAGGCCCCCAAGCUGGUUAAGGCCGACAAGAAGGGCAAGAACAAGCGCCCAGCGGAGGACGAGCCCAUGACCCUUGAUGAGCUCAUCACCAAGACUAAGGCUGAGACUCCUGCCGCAAAUGGCGAGAAGCCCAGCAAGAAGCAGGCCAAGAAGCUCAAGAACAACGAGGGCCAGGCCGUCGCUGCCGCUGAGCCCGCUAAGGAGGCUAAAAAGGUGGAUACCCCCAGCAGUGACAAGAAGAAGGUUCAAUUCGCUAAGAACCUCGAGCAGGGUCCUACGGGCUCACCCAAGGUGGCUGAGGCGAAGAAGGAGACGGCCAAGGGCCCCCGCAAUGUCGGCGGUGUCACCGUCGAGGACAAGAAGGAGGGUAAGGGCAAGCCUGCCAAGAAGGGCGACAAAAUCGAGAUGCGCUACAUUGGCAAGCUGAAGAAUGGAAAGCAGUUCGAUGGUAAGUACAGAGACCAUCCUGACUGUGUUGUAUAG
Didymosphaeria variabile is the source of this 579-nucleotide messenger RNA. It is a transcript of the gene FPR3, whose product is annotated as peptidylprolyl isomerase fpr3. The transcript has 2 exons. The record is from RefSeq and is a predicted model, not a curated record. Bases 1 to 579 code for a protein of 192 amino acids. Gene Ontology annotation, molecular function: peptidyl-prolyl cis-trans isomerase activity. Lineage: Eukaryota; Fungi; Ascomycota; Dothideomycetes; Pleosporales; Didymosphaeriaceae.